GGAGCUGUCAGCGCAGGCGGGAGCGCGGCGGGGCGCGGGGUGGGCGCGGCCGACCCCGUCCCCGACCCGGCCCGCGACCGCCGACCUCUCGCGCGUGCCCCUCACCUGGCUAGCUAGUCCCCCUUGCCUCGUACCGCGCCCCUUGCUCGCUCCCCUGGUUCUCUCGCUCGCCGGCCGCCGGGCGGGCGGGCGGGCGGGCGCCGGAGACCCUGCCGGUGCUGAGAUUUGGCAAGCGGGCGGUGAGGGCCCGGCUGCGGCCUCCUCGCCAUGUCCUCUGCCUGCGACGCUAGCGGCCACUUCCCUUUACACGUCCUGGUCUGGAACAACGACUACCGGCAGCUGGAGAAGGAGCUGCAGGGCCAGAAUGUGGAGGCUCUGGAUCCGCGAGGUCGAACCUUAUUGCAUCUUGCUGUUUCUUUGGGACAUUUGGAAUCUGCUAGAGUCUUGCUCCGACAUAAAGCAGACGUUACAAAAGAAAAUCGCGAGGGAUGGACAGUUUUGCACGAGGCUGUGAGCACUGGUGAUCCCGAGAUGGUGUACACAGUCCUUCAGCAUCGGGACUUCCACAACACAUCCAUGGCCCUCGAGGGAGUUCCCGAGCUGCUCCAGAAAAUUCUCGAGGCUCCGGAUUUCUAUGUGCAGAUGAAGUGGGAAUUCACCAGCUGGGUGCCCUUGGUUUCCAGAAUAUGCCCGAAUGAUGUCUGUCGCAUUUGGAAAAGUGGUGCCAAACUGCGUGUGGAUAUCACGUUGCUGGGAUUUGAGAACAUGAGCUGGAUAAGAGGGAGGCGGAGUUUUAUCUUUAAGGGAGAAGACAACUGGGCAGAGUUAAUGGAAGUCAACCACGAUGACAAAGUGGUCACCACCGAACACUUUGACCUUUCCCAGGAAAUGGAGCGCCUCACUCUGGACUUGAUGAAGCCAAAAGGCAGGGAGGUUGAGAGGCGGCUCACAAGCCCAGUCAUUAACACCAGCCUUGAUACUAAAAACAUUGCUUUUGAAAGAACUAAAUCCGGAUUCUGGGGCUGGAGGACAGAUAAAGCAGAAGUUGUUAAUGGUUACGAAGCAAAGGUCUAUACAGUGAACAAUGUGAGUGUGAUAACCAAAAUACGGACAGAACAUCUGACUGAGGAAGAAAAAAAGAGAUAUAAAGCGGACAGGAACCCACUGGAGUCUUUGCUGGGGACUGUGGAACACCAAUUUGGUGCUCAAGGGGACCUCACCACAGAGUGUGCCACCGCCAACAACCCCACAGCCAUCACGCCUGAUGAGUACUUCAACGAAGAGUUUGAUCUGAAGGACAGAGACAUCGGAAGGCCGAAAGAGCUGACGAUUAGAACACAAAAGUUUAAAGCAAUGCUGUGGAUGUGUGAGGAGUUUCCUCUGUCUCUCGUGGAGCAGGUCAUCCCCAUCAUUGACCUGAUGGCCCGAACUAGCGCACAUUUUGCCCGACUGAGAGACUUCAUCAAACUGGAAUUCCCACCUGGAUUUCCUGUCAAAAUAGAAAUUCCCUUGUUUCAUGUCUUAAAUGCACGGAUUACAUUUGGAAAUGUUAAUGGCUGUAGCACUGCUGAAGAAACUGUAUCUCAAAAUGUGGAAGGGACCCCAUCUGAUUCAGCUUCCACUCUCACAAACUUUGAGGUUGAUCAAUCUGUGUUUGAAAUUCCUGAAUCUUACCACGUUCAAGACAACGGCAGAAAUGUGUAUUUGCAGGAUGAAGAUUACGAGAUAAUGCAGUUUGCCAUCCAGCAGAGCUUACUGGAGUCCAGAAGAAGCCAGGAGCUUUCAGGACCAGCUUCUAGUGGAGGGACUGGCCAGGCACAUACCUGUGACGCCCAGGAUGAGAGGGCUGUCCAGGAGAGCCUCCCCUCCGACUCUGAAGGCCUGUGCCCCGGCGCCUCCCGUGAGACCAGCCGUUUUGACAGCGACCUGCAGCUGGCCAUGGAGCUCUCCGCCAAAGAGCUGGAGGAGCACGAGCUGCGGCUGCGGGAGGAGGAGGCGGAGCUGCAGCAGGUCUUACAGCUGUCGCUCACCGAGAAGUAGUCCUUCCUGCCUCCCACUCAGAGGCUCUGUCCGCACGCGGGCCCAGGGACUGCGCCUCACACGAUGCAGCAUCGGACCCUGCUUUCCACAGAGGUGCGGGGCCAGGGCCCCCCGGGGCCACCCGCGACGCUCCCUGGUGAACGGACUGGCGGCCAGCGGCCCCAUCUCCAGGCUUGAGGGGAGGAGUGCGUCCUCACUUUCCAUAGCUGUACUGGCUUGCAGGUCACGUUUUUACUACCAGCUUUAGAUAAAAACCCAAUCCCCAAUCCCACCCCGCAGGUUUGUACAUUAAUUUUUAUCAAGGAGUGAUAACAAAACAAGUUCUUGCGGAGUCAGGGUGCUUUUAUAUACGAGAGCAGCAGCCUUUGCAGAGUGUGGUGUAUGAGAACUUGGGAGACACUUCUGUACAGUUCACCAAAGAAAUGGAUCAUUUGUGCCCUUCUGCUUUUCUAUUUUACCUUUCUACAGGGUUUCUAGGGCUCUGUCACUGUUCUACUCCGUCCCCACCUUAUUCCACUCCUUCCAUACCCAGCUAGAGAGGAGAUAAGUACAGGAUCUAUUUUACUUUAGGGUUAACUAUUUGCAUCAAAUUAAGAUAUACAGAUGCCAACAGAUGUUGCCUUAGCCUUAAAAAUUACUAAUGGUUUCAAACCACCUCACUCCACUUUGAGGGAUCUGAUUUGAAUUUGUAAAGGCAGUUCCUUUGAGAGCAGGAUCCUCCAGGCUAAAUCCAAGGCAGCUAAUCCUGGCCCUGGAGGAGCCGCUAGUAGAGCCCGAGGCUUGUUACUGAAGUGGGCAGGCUGACCAAAGGAUCACCAAACCAGGGGUGUGUUCCAGGCCGCCUCUGGUGAAGGGUCUCCAUGCAGAGGCCUAGGAAGACCUCACUACGUGCCCUGGGCGCACCUGAGAGGAAGGGGUGGGCUUGAAACUAGAAAGGGAGCUACAAACGGAACUCAGUGGCUCUGUGUUCAAAAGGGAAAAUGAUGAUUCUACGUUACUUUUUAGAGUUCAAAUCAACAUCUUUCUGGAUGAAUAUAUUUUUUAACAGAAUCUUUUUAUUAUUUUUAAAAGAUAUAAAAACGACUACUCCCAUCAGUAGCAAUACAAGGUUAUACAUUUUAACCAGAUUUUCUCAGGCCUUUUUUGGAUACCCUUAGUAGUUAACUAUUUUGUCUAACCCUUCUGUAAAUAACCACCGCACAACAUAGAGAACCUGGGGAAUACGGCCGAGGGCACCCUCACUCCAGCCCGGCCCAUGGAUUCAUUCCUACAGGCUGCACUGAAAUCACCUAGUAACAAUAUCCUCCUCCUCUGUUUUGCGUCCAUUUCCUGUCUGUUGCGCUGCUUUGGGGACGGGAAGGGAAACAGGAACUACCGUUCCAUUUAACGGCUGUAUAUACAGUUAGCGUUGCCAAUGAAACGUUCCCAAAGAAUUGUGCUUUUGAUUCCAUAUGACCAUCUGCCUUUCUUUUCAUGGUCUGACCAAAAUUCCUUCUCUGCACACGAGGCCAGUAUAUGCAGCAUCAUGUUUGUUUCAGAUACACAGUUAGCAUUUUGUUUACUUGGCGUUUACCUUGAGCCAAGAUACGUCUUGGGAAUGGCUGCAGUUAGGCCCCAUCGUUUACUCACUAAGGUGAACAGAGGUAAUCUCUGUUUGCAUUCCAUUGUUCUGCUUCCCCAUGUCUUUGACUUUCUCCCCAGGAGGUCAGUUAACAAGGGACUGAACUUUGUGUCACUGUCACAGCAGUUUUCGAUAUGUGUUCACUCUUAAAAUACAAAUAAAGACUGCUUCCUUAGAGGGUGCUCGUACAAUAUUCUAGACAGCCUUUGAGUCUUUUUUUCUCUUCACAUUUUUCUAGUCCCUUCCUGUUAUGUAUGUUACUGGAACAUUAGAAUUCCUCCCAGUCCUCGCUCGUGCGUGACAAAGGUGGCACAGUCCUCUCAGCGUCCUGCCCAAGUCACACGGUCCACACGGCCCGCACGCUAGUCCUUUCAAAUGGAAACUCCAAAGCCAGCAUUGGGCCGCUCUGAGUACCUCUGCAGCCCUGGAGAGGGACUGUCUCUUGUGGAGUGCUGGAAGCCAAGCCAACAUUAGAUCUCUCUAAUCUCAGUAAAUCUGCUGUCUCCUUUCUUGGAAGUUCAGGUGAUGAUUCAGCCUCCUGGACUUGCCGUACACCUGAAUAUGUUGGUAAUAAAACAAAAAAGGCAGUGACCAGUAAAAAAUGUUUGGGUUCCGGAAAUGAGGCCUUGGUAUU
Molecule: messenger RNA, 4295 nt
Organism: Globicephala melas (long-finned pilot whale)
Lineage: Eukaryota; Metazoa; Chordata; Mammalia; Artiodactyla; Delphinidae
Gene: ANKRD13A
Product: ankyrin repeat domain 13A
Cellular component (GO): cytoplasm
Molecular function (GO): protein binding
Source: RefSeq, a predicted model, not a curated record